Molecule: messenger RNA, 2040 nt
Organism: Gymnodraco acuticeps
Lineage: Eukaryota; Metazoa; Chordata; Actinopteri; Perciformes; Bathydraconidae
Gene: setd3
Product: SET domain containing 3, actin histidine methyltransferase
Exons: 13
Coding region: 101-1885 (594 amino acids)
Biological process (GO): actin modification; peptidyl-lysine monomethylation; peptidyl-lysine dimethylation
Molecular function (GO): protein binding; protein-L-histidine N-tele-methyltransferase activity; histone H3K36 methyltransferase activity
Source: RefSeq, a predicted model, not a curated record
CACUACUCCAAUCACACGCGCGAUAUAAUCAAGGUUGGGUUCAUUGCAGGAACAGAGGAACUACUGCUGUCACUUAAAAAAAGACCAGUACAUCAGCACCAUGGGAAAGAAGAGUCGAGUGAAGAUUCAGAAGUCGGGCUCAGGAGCCACCCCGGUGGUGACCCCCAAGGAGAUGAUGAACCUGAUCGCUGAACUGCUGCAGAAAUGCAGCAGUGCAGCCCCCUCUGCUGGUAAAGAGUGGGAGGAGUACACCCAGAUCAGAGGCCUGGUGGAGAAGAUCCGCAAGAAACAGAAGGGUAUGUCUAUACUCUUUGACGGCAGCAGAGAUGACUACUUCCCAGACUUGAUGUCCUGGGCUCAGGAGAGCGGGGCGUCCUGUGACGGUUUCACAGUGGCCAACUUUGGAACAGAAGGCUACGGCCUGCGGGCCACCAGAGACAUCAAGGCAGAGGAACUAUUCCUUUGGAUUCCCAGGAAGAUGCUGAUGACUGUGGAGUCAGCCCAGAACUCUGUGAUGGGUCCUCUCUAUAGCCAGGACCGGAUCCUGCAGGCCAUGGGCAACGUGACGCUGGCCUUCCACCUGCUGUGUGAGCGGGCCAACUCGGACUCAUUCUGGCUGCCAUACAUUCGGAGUCUUCCUCAGGAGUACGACACCCCGUUGUUCUACCAGCAGGACGAGGUGCAGCUGCUGCUGGGCACACAGGCGGUGCAGGACGUCCUGAGCCAGUAUAAAAACACUGCGCGCCAAUACGCCUACUUCUACAAACUGGUACAGACUCACCCUGCUGCCAGCAAGCUGCCCCUGAAGGACAGCUUCACGUUUGAUGACUACAGGUGGGCGGUGUCUUCAGUGAUGACACGGCAGAACCAGAUCCCCACUGAGGACGGGGGCCGCAUCACUCUGGCCCUCAUCCCCCUGUGGGACAUGUGUAACCACACCAAUGGACUGAUCACCACCGGAUACAACCUUGAGGAUGACCGCUGUGAAUGUGUGGCCCUACAGGACUACAAAGAGAACGAACAGAUCUACAUCUUCUAUGGCACGAGAUCAAAUGCCGAGUUUGUCAUCCACAAUGGCUUCUUCUUUCAAGACAACGCCCACGACCGAGUGAAGAUCAAGCUGGGCGUCAGUAAGAGCGAGCGACUGUACGCCAUGAAGGCCGAGGUGCUGGCCCGAGCUGGUAUUCCUGCAUCUUGUGUCUUUGCAGUGCACUGUAAUGAACCCCCGAUAUCAGCCCAGCUCCUUGCCUUCCUAAGAGUCUUCUGCAUGACAGAGCAGGAACUAAAGGAUUACCUGCUCGGAGACGGUGCCGUCAAUAAGAUCUUCACCCUGGGCAACAGCGAGUUCCCUGUCAGCUGGGAGAACGAGAUCAAGAUGUGGACUUUCCUGGAGACCAGGGCUGCUCUCCUGCUCAAGACCUACAAGACCACCUCACAGGAGGACAGCUCCAUGCUUGAGAAAGCAGAUCUAUCCCUCAAUUCUCGCGUGGCCGUCCAGCUCAGCUUGGCUGAAAAGCAGAUCCUGGAGAAGGCUUCGGCCAGUGGACGGGCCAAGCGUUUGCACUUUGAGAAGAAGCUAGAGGAGGGAGCUCCGUUGCCUCGAUAUGAGGAAAGCGAUAUCGCUUUGCUGGAGAAUUCUGACGCAGAUUCAAAGCUUCCGAUCAUUCUACGAAAGUUGGAGGAGGUAGAAGAAGGCCAGGAGAUCCAAGUGGAGGAGCACAGUCACUUCCUGAACGGGGACAAGGCUGCCGCUGGUUUUGAUCAAGAGGCUAAUGGUGGGCUGACACUGGAGGGGAUCAGUGGAGAUGUUGAUUCAGCUUUGGACUCAAUUGGAAGUUCAACCCAGAAGGGCCAAAAGGAGGUAGCAAACCUAAGUGCUAGUUGAACUGAUGAUAGUCCCAAAAAACAACUGUGAAUAAAUGUAUUUCACUUACUGCCACAGCCCAUGCUAUUUAUAAUUUUUUUGUGUCUCUUAAAUGACUCUGAAAUAUUAAAGCUGAAAAAAUGCAAAGCUGCAGAACUUUUCAGAUUGCACGUUCA